Messenger RNA from Dissoconium aciculare CBS 342.82, 1662 nucleotides. RefSeq lists its product as uncharacterized. The annotation marks the transcript as partial. Lineage: Eukaryota; Fungi; Ascomycota; Dothideomycetes; Mycosphaerellales; Dissoconiaceae. Gene Ontology annotation, molecular function: metal ion binding; ATP binding. The transcript has a single exon. The record is from RefSeq and is a predicted model, not a curated record.
AGCGCAAUUGCUGUGCUCGUCGUGCCGACUUCAGAUGGAUACAUGGCCGACGCUGGCUUCCUGGCCAAGCGCCUGGCCGGUGUUAAGGCUGUCACACAAAUAGUGAGCUUCGUUGAAUUCAACGACAGAAUCAAUGCCGAUUGCGGACAUCAAGAUCUCGAAUCCAACCUUCUAUGUCUACUCCCGCUGGCCAUCGGAGGAGCCUCAAUCGAUGCAGACAUCUCUGGAGACCAACUGAAGGUUCUGGAGUCACAAAUCCACAACAGGUUGCAAUGCACCUGGAUCUCACCAUGCGCUCUGAGUCGACGUCGAGUUUUCUACAUCAUUGACCACUUGUCUCUCUCGGCCACGCGCGGUAAAUGGCAGAUGGCUCUUGGCCUUGGUCUUGAUAUAGUCAUCAUCAGUUCAGGGCAGUGGUGGCUGGACCCGCAGGUGGUUGCAGAGUGGAAGUCGUUGGUCGCAGGCUUCAUUUCACUUGACAUCACUACCGACCGUGGUCUGCCAAGUCGGCUCGUCGCUGCUCUCAAGGGUAAUAUCGACAACAUUCACGGCCUGGUGCCGGGUGCGGAUAAGUACCUCACAGCAGUGGCCAAAGCGGCUUCGGCACUGGGUCUUCCCACUUCUUCGCCCGAGGCUUACACCAUUUCAACGAGCAAACAACUUACCAGAGAUCUUGAGAAACCGAUCGGAACCAGUUUCGAGAUCCGCAGCAUGACCGACCUACACAUGCACUUGAGAAACAGUCCAAUCCGGGACUACCCGCUCAUCUCCAAGCCAGCCCACGGCAGCAUGAGCACCUGCGUUUUCAAAUCCAACAACGAGUCCGAACUCCUUGCGAACGUCUCCAAGACCUUCUCUGCCUGGCGCGCAGGCGACGCCAUUGUCAUCGAGAGAUAUUGCGAAGGACCCGAAUGUGACGUCAACAUCGUCCUGCUGAACGGCGAGCUGCUCUUCAGCGAGGUCGUCGACGAACCGCCAAGCACCGCUGACCUGGAUUCGACCUCGCCUAUGGCCACCUUCGCCGAGUCGCAAGCCAUCACGCCAUCGAUCCUACCGGCCAAUGAACAGGCCGAGCUGAUCGCUUCGGUCAAGGAGAGCGUCCUGCGCCAAGGUUUCCACAGUGGCGUGUUUCACUGCGAGGCCCGCGUGCGGGAUUCCACUGUGCAGUAUGCACCUCUGGCCGGCAGCGAAGCGAUGCUCGAUCUGCAACCCGUGCCUGUCAGCCCCACGGAGCCGUCGUCGACUUUCUUGCUCGAAGUCAAUGCGCGCUGCCCUGGCUUGAUGAGCGCUUCAGCUACAUUGCUGACUUCCGGUGUGGAUUUCUGGAGUCUGCAGCUCCUGGCGGCGGUCGGCGAAUGGGAGCGUUUCCAACAAUGCGCCCAGCGUUUCGUCGACGAGGGCUGCUAUGUUAUGCUCGACACCUAUUUUGUUGAUGUGAGCGCCCAGUACGUGCAGUCGCUCUUCCCCGGCUUGGACAUCAGCCAUAUCGGCAAGCCGUACAUUGAUGAAGCUCACAACCCCAUGACGGCGCUUGACUCUACGCUGACUUCGAAUGUCGUCCGCCACGCCGCGAUGGUCAAGCCCGCGGCUAUGUAUGGCGGCGACGAGGAUAAAUGGCUCUGGCUCGAGACGGUCGUGCUCCUGUCUAAUGAUAGCCGGGAG